Messenger RNA from Malus domestica (apple), 755 nucleotides. NCBI's taxonomy places the organism in Eukaryota, Viridiplantae, Streptophyta, Magnoliopsida, Rosales, Rosaceae. The record is from RefSeq and is a predicted model, not a curated record.
UCUUGUUCUUUCUCUCGUGCAAUGACUCCAAAGUGCGGCACACGCUGCCUCUACUUCGUCGGGCAGGCCUUCCUCUGCCUGUGCCUAACCACUUUCAUAUUCUGGUUGAUCUUCCUUCCCAAAGAGCCUAAAUUCACCGUCUCCAAUGCCUCUCUAACCCGAUUCAACUUCACCAACACCGACAACACUCUCUACUACAAUCUCAUGCUCAACGUCACCAUCCGAAACCCCAACAAAAGGGUUGGCAUAUACUACCGCCGCAUCCAAGUCUUUGCCAACUACAGAAAAAAGAGGUUCGCUAAUGUGACAUUGCCUUUGGAGCCGUUUUACCAAGGCCGCAAGAACACGACCACUUUAAACCAUGUACUCGUUGAAGGUCAGCAGUGGGUGGCAUUUGGGGAACACGACCUUUCUCAGUUUAACUCGGAGACUGCUGCCGGUGUUUACAGUAUUGAUGUGGAGAUUUAUCUUCUGGUAAAGGCCAGGUACGGCAAGGUCAAGACAUCAGAUUACGGUUCUAGCAACAUCGACUGCAAGCUGAAGGUUCCUGUGAGUUCUAACAACACAUCCGUGAGUGGUUUCAAUCCCACAAAAUGCAGGAAUGUUCAUGUCCUCCGCGAAUCCUAGACACAAGCCACGGAUUUGCGAUUUUCGAUCCAAAAAAUAUGACCCUUUUCAACAAUCUCAUCCCUGAUGUAUCAAAUUGUCGUUGAUAAAUUCUUGUAUGAUUAAUUGUGAUAAUUUUUUAACUCAGC